UACCUUUUCCUUUUUCUAUCUUUGACAAUAUAUGCCAACAUGGGAAGGGUUAAAUAAAUUCUUGGCACCUUCUUUCCUUUACCCAUCAUAUAUUGUCAUUUCUUGUGUUAAAGUUUUGAUUCCUUGCAAAGAAGGGAAGUUUCAAGAGUAUAAUUUACUCUAAAAAAACUCAUCUUGUUGUGUGUUUCCUCCAUCGGUGCAAUAUAUAAAAUCUCCCCCUUCUGAUCACCAUCUUCUUCUUUGUCUUCUUCUUCUUCCACACAACCAAAGAAAAAGCUCAUUAAUUUGAAGGCCAACAACUGAAACUAGAUCAGUUCAGAAAGAGCUUCAGCUUUGGAGGUUUUGGUAAAUUAUUUCAAAUAAUCUUGAUUGGAUGACCCAAAAAAGCAAAAAUCUCUUUGGAGUUGUGAUUGUUUGAAGGAUUGGUUGAUAGAAUGGAGGGAAAAAUGAUGAACGUUUGGUGAUGAUAUAUGAAAAUUAUAAGGAUAUGUUGAGGAAUAGUAAUUCAAAAGAUCAAAAGGGGAGUGAAGCAAAAGAAGAAGGAAUAUCAAUUAGAAGUAGUAGUAGUAAUAACAAUGAUGGAAAAUAUAGUUUCCCAAAGGCUCCAACAAGUAGUUCAAGACAAUGGUCAGGAUUCAGAAAUCCAAGAAUUGUUAGAGUUUCUCGUUCAUUUGGAGGCAAAGAUAGGCAUAGCAAAGUUUGUACAAUUAGAGGUUUGAGAGAUAGAAGGAUUAGACUUUCAGUUCCAACAGCAAUUCAACUCUAUGAUCUUCAAGACAAGCUCAAACUUGGCCAACCUAGUAAAGUCAUCGAUUGGCUUCUCGACGUCACGAAACUCGACAUUGACAACCUCCCCCCGCUCCAAAUCCCCCCUGGUUUCUCUCCGUUCCACCAACAAAUGCUCUUCCCUCAGUACGUUGAUCCUCAUCAUCAUUAUUACACUUCUUCUUCCUCUUCUUCCUCUUCCCGGUUUUGUAAUUCCCAACCUCCUCCGUUUAUGCUCGAUGUGAAGAGUACCGAUGCGUAUCAAACGACAAUGACGGUAGAAAAAACGAAGCUUUGGGAUAUGGAUUUAGCAGUAUUACCAGAAAAAGCAGGAUCAGCGACGACUGCGGCAACGACGACAAAAGGGAAGUGGAUUGAUGGAAGUAAUAAUGAUAGUAAUAGUACUCAACAAGUAGAAGAUUACAAUGAGCAAAUUUCAUCUCAAAAGCUCUUAUCAAUGGCUAUUUGUUCUUCAAAUUUACCCAACAUGAUGAACAAUAAUAAUUCUACUCCUUACAAUAAUUACAACUCUUCUCAUGAUCAUCAUCAUCACCGACAGCAACCUUCUUGUUUAUCACUUUCACAAUUUGGGAACAAUAAUAAUAGUAAUGGAAUUUUUCCAUCACAAUUAGUUGAGGCUGCUCAAGCAAGUACUUCAUCAUCUUCAAGUAGUUCUUCACUAUUUUUCACUCCUUAUGCUUCAUAUAUUACCAAUCCAUUUGAAAGUCACAUCCAUUUCUUGAGCUCAAAUUCUCAUGCUUUGUCCAAUAAUCCCUUCAUGUCUUCAUCUCUCCAUCCUUUUGCCACCUCACAAAACUUGAAACCCUUUCCACCUCCAAGUUUCAAUCUCAAGCAGCUUUUUCAUGCAGCUGACACCAAUAAUAAUGCCGGUGGCAGCGCCGGUGCUGGCUCUUCUGCGAAAGACGGGGCGGCCGGGAACUCGUAGAGGAUCGAUCGAUGAAAGCCAAGAUAAGCUAAAGGAGGGGAUCACAAUUAUGUAUCCCUAAGUUCAUCCUUAGAUGAAGAUCAUCAGAUCUCAAAGUUGUUUAAUCUAUAAUAUUUUGAAGUUUUCUUCAAUUAAUUUUCUCCAAGUCCCUUUUGGAUUUGUUCAGAAUACAAAGUUGAUUAUUAGAUGUAAACUUUCUCUUUAAAUUAGAUAUCAUGAUAUUUUUGAAUACAUACAUCAGUUGUAAUAUAUGUAUACAUUAUUUUGCUUUUACUAUGAAUACUGAUCAAAGUUUUUGUUGA
Messenger RNA from Cucumis melo (muskmelon), 2013 nucleotides. RefSeq names its product transcription factor TCP5. Gene Ontology annotation, molecular function: sequence-specific DNA binding; DNA-binding transcription factor activity. The transcript is spliced from 2 exons. Bases 464 to 1711 code for a protein of 415 amino acids. Lineage: Eukaryota; Viridiplantae; Streptophyta; Magnoliopsida; Cucurbitales; Cucurbitaceae. The record is from RefSeq and is a predicted model, not a curated record. Gene Ontology annotation, cellular component: nucleus.